AUGGUACGAUUUACUCUCUUUUCUAAGCUCCCACCUGAGAUUCGCGACGGGAUAUGGCAAUUCUAUCUACCGCGCCGCGUUUUGGAGGUUGAUCACCCAUUCUCGAGACAUGCUGGUGGGAGGAUGCGACUUGGCAAAACGCUCCAGAUUCGCAGCCAGCCACAGUAUCUGCCGCAACGGCCCCAGGCAAAGGAACACUACGUGAUUGCGGCACAGACCGGAGAGACGUUUCGCGUGGUCUUCAUGAUUAUUACGAUCCACCUCACCCCAGCCCAGGUGGCCAGCUCUGGAUUGUUUUGCCAUCUGGGCGGUGAGAUUGUCAAGUUGGUUGACUUCGAUGACGUUUUGCGAAUCUCAGAGGCAGCCGGAGAAUGA
Molecule: messenger RNA, 375 nt
Organism: Akanthomyces muscarius
Lineage: Eukaryota; Fungi; Ascomycota; Sordariomycetes; Hypocreales; Cordycipitaceae
Exons: 3
Coding region: 1-375 (124 amino acids)
Source: RefSeq, a predicted model, not a curated record